Xylaria bambusicola is the source of this 951-nucleotide messenger RNA. RefSeq lists its product as uncharacterized. The record is from RefSeq and is a predicted model, not a curated record. NCBI's taxonomy places the organism in Eukaryota, Fungi, Ascomycota, Sordariomycetes, Xylariales, Xylariaceae. The coding region runs from base 131 to 619 and encodes 162 amino acids. The transcript has a single exon.
CGCGGUACAUGCUACUAGUACUGGUACGCCAGCCACAAUACACGCACGCCCCGGCGUCAUCCCGUCAUCCCAUUACACGCCUCAUUGUUUAGGUAUUGUGUGGACACUCACGCAGAUCUCCUCGAAAUAAAUGACCUGCAACAUUGUCCCACCUAGGGUAGUUAGCAAGCUCGUUAGCAGCAAGCCCCAUCUCAGGCCCUGGUCUGCACCACGAUGCUGCUCGGCCAAGGCGUUGGUGCCGAUGCCAAAUGCCUUGAUACGCUACCUACACUACCGUCUUCUGUCAUCGUCGAGGCCUUGCUUUGCUUGCCUUGCUUGCUGUCCAAUGCUCAUACUGUCGGUCCACCCCUUCCAUAAUUUCCCAUGCUCCCUCGGGACCCUUGUUUCCCGCGCUCUGUGCCUGGUGCUACGUGACUGGUACCGAAGUCACCCACCUACCGGUGCCCGCCUGUGUCUACUUCUACUCUACUAUGUAGGUGGUAGUAUCAGUACUGCUGUUGCUAAGUACACUUGCUCCAUGCUCCAUGCUCCGUGCUGUCAGUCAAGUCAGGCAACUCGCCGUAAGCUUCAGCUCCAGCUCCGGCUCCAGCUCCAGCUCGUAGGUAGGUCAUCUAGGUAAGAGAGAGGGUUCGUGCGAGCAUAGAGAGCAUUCUUCAAGGCUUUCCCUUCUCCACAGCUGAGACUAGCUCGCCGUUUCUCUAACCCUGCUUCUUAGAACGUGCCUGAUAAUGCCAAUCGUCAGGCCCAGGUAGAAGGUACUUAUGAAGCGUGUGCUAAUAUCCCCCAAUCGUGAAAAUCUUCCGUAUGCUACCCGCCCUGUUUCUUAUUAUAUCUCCAGGUGCCCUGCCUUACUUAGACCAGGUGCCGUCCGCGUUUGCUGCUCCUCAUGGUUACAGUACGAAAAGCAGCAAGUGCUAAGUCGAGUUUUCUUAUAAUACCUUGCCCUUCGAA